Molecule: messenger RNA, 573 nt
Organism: Parnassius mnemosyne (clouded apollo)
Lineage: Eukaryota; Metazoa; Arthropoda; Insecta; Lepidoptera; Papilionidae
Source: the annotation of a GenBank genome assembly
AUGACGAGAGUUUUAGCUUACAUCUUACGUUUCGUUCAGAAUGCAAAGUCAAAAUCAGUCUCUAAAAAUAAACUUAAUUAUAUUACAACUCAGGAACUUGAUCUGUCAUUGUCAAUGAUUCUAAAAUAUGAACAAGAAAAAUAUUUGUCAGAAGAUAUUCAUGCCUUAAAAUGUAAGAAAACAAUUGUUAAAGGUCAUUUCUUAAUAGGAACUGCUUUAAAUACUUAUCCUGAGCCCAAUGUAAACAUAACAAAACAAUCUCAAUUUUGGAAAACUUGUAAUGAAAUAAAAAUGUCGUUCUGGAAGGUUUGGAGUAAGCACUAUUUAAAUUUGUUACAAUCUCGCCCUAAGUGGCAAGACAUUCAACCUAAUGUAAAGGUAGGAGCAUUGGUGAUCCUAAGGGAUGACAAUUUGUCACCACUAUACUGGCCCCUAGCCAGAGUCAUAAAUACCUACCCUGGUAAAGAUGGAAAAGUGAGAGUAGUUGAAGUCAAAACUGCUAACGGCCACACACAUAAAAGAGCUGUAAUGAAAGUUUGUGUUCUACCGCUGGAAUGCAGUGGUGCUGGCUAA